Messenger RNA from Tetrapisispora phaffii CBS 4417, 3678 nucleotides. RefSeq names its product ubiquitin carboxyl-terminal hydrolase. NCBI's taxonomy places the organism in Eukaryota, Fungi, Ascomycota, Saccharomycetes, Saccharomycetales, Saccharomycetaceae. The record is from RefSeq and is a predicted model, not a curated record. Gene Ontology annotation, molecular function: proteasome binding; cysteine-type deubiquitinase activity. Gene Ontology annotation, biological process: protein deubiquitination; proteasome-mediated ubiquitin-dependent protein catabolic process; regulation of proteasomal protein catabolic process. Bases 1 to 3678 code for a protein of 1225 amino acids. The transcript has a single exon.
AUGCAUUCAGAAAAAGGGAUAAAGACCAAUUCCAAUAAUACUCACAAAAUUCAUUCAAAAGAUUCCUUGUAUAUAUUGGCUAAGAAAUUUAAGAAGCUUGGAGAAGAAUCAAAAUUGAAGAAGCAUCACCAUGAUGCUGAUAAAAUAAAUCCCAACACUGCUAACUCAUCAGCUCAAAACGUCGAAAAGAAUGAUACAUCAAUAGAUGAUGGGAUGCAUUUACUAUAUCAAAAUAUAGAGAAAGAAGGUGUUUUUAAGACCUCUCAGAGAAUCUUAGAUGAUAUAUUAACUGAUAUUGCAUUUAUGUCAUUAGAUUCGGAGAAGUCUGAUGACAUUGAUUUUAAAGAUGGUGUAUUAAAUUUACCCACAAUUAAAUAUUCAUUAUGGAGGAAAUACAUCAAACCAUUCAAAAUUAUUUUAUUCAACACCAAUAAUCCAGUAGUUGAUGUCAAACUUCAGCAUAAGUCUGUCACAUCCCCAAAGAACAAUACAAUCACAGAGUUAUACGGAUUGUUGGUUCCCAAAAUUCCAAGACGAAGUGAAUUAAAUACAUUUGAUGAAUAUAUUAGAUCAAAACCUCUAUACAGUAUAAGAAUAACCGUGAAGACCAGACAUAGAUUAGAACAUAAAAAGAAACAUAUUGCUUUGACGCCGUAUUUCCUGCUGGACGAUUUUGAUAAAUUACAUGAAGUUGAUAAGAGUGACUUCCCUAAAUUUAAUAAAGAUUCAAAGGACUUACUAGAUUUUUCAAUAUAUAUAUCAAGUGAUACAAAUAAAAUUAUUCUAAUCGAAAUUUUUAAACCUGCGUUUAAUCAGACAGAGCUAGAUUAUUUACUAUCGUCGGCAUCAGUACUCAAUAGAUCAAACGAACUUGAUAACCUUCACGAAGAAUUGCAGCCUGACUAUAACGAUGCAAUAGUUGAAGAGCAGAUAGAUACAAUUGAAAUACUUCUACACUGUAUAAUGCAAAAUUUGAAAGGGUCACCAGAAAGAGAGCUAGAGAAACAAAAGACGUCCUUUCUUUUAUCAGAUGACGUUAAGUUGGGUACUUACGUUGAUAUAAAAUGGUUGGAAGAGAAUUUUGAUAUUAAGGUUAAGGAACAGAAGAGAAAGGAUCAUGUCUCAAUUACUUUGGAUGAAGCUUUGAAACUUUCCUUUGACGACCCCAAUCCAAAAAAUCAAGCAAAGUUUGACAAAAUUACUAGGUAUGCCAUGGAACUUAUGUAUCUGGGAAAGGUUUUACAAAGUUUUUAUAGUAACGAAGAAGAAAUAGAAGAAUACAUGGAAGAUACUAUCUUUAAACAAGUAAAAGUACAUCAUACUACUUCUUUUUGGACACAAAUACUUAAUGAAUACCAAUCAAUAUUUUCAUCACAGAAAACUAGUACAAGAUGUGUUGACGAGCACUUUAUAAACUUAUGCAUUGACAGUAAUGUUUCGGAAAAAGAUAUUAUCACAAAUUAUGAAAUUCAAUUACGAACAGAUCCAGAUAAUGACAGUAAAUAUUUUGAAUCAUUGAAGUAUGUUUCCAGAAAAUUUCCCGACUAUAUUGUAUUGGAGAAGUACUGUAAAGAAAAUGUUAUUAUUUCUAAAGCUGCUUAUUUACAUGCAUUAGAGAUCUUUAAAUACUCAGAAGAAUAUUUCAAUGCUAUUGAACAUGUUUCCGAAAUUUGGGAUAAAUAUACUGAAUUAGUUCAGAGUAACAACAACAAUGACGAUCAGUAUAGAGUUGACUUGGUGGAUAGUUUUUAUUCAUUGGCAACAGUUAAAAAAUCUAGCCCAUUAAUAUAUAUUACAAAAUAUGAACCAUUUUUCCAUCCAGUGACAGCAUAUUUAAAGUUAAAUGUGGAUGCAAAAUUAGACAGUGAAAACAUAGUACUAGCGUAUACUAUGCAAAUACGAGAAGUUCCUGAACACAAAAUCCAAUUUGAUAGAGCACUAUUUGCCAUUGCCAUCCAGAGGCAUGAUUUAAGUUUACUGUACGUAUUAAAACAAAAUUGCUCAGCAUUCAAUGAGUGUAUCUCGAAUAUUAUUUUAACAAGCGAUGAUGCGUUUGAAAUAAUCGGGAUGCCUAAAACUAGCAGUGAAUUAUCAAUAAUCAACACAUUUACUAAAUAUUGGAAGGAAACUGAUGACAGUAACCCAGUAAACUUUAUACUGGCUUCUGCCGCAUUAAGAGAAGUUUCUAAACAUAGAGCAUCAGCUCUUUUAAGGCAUUUUUAUGAGUUCGGGAAAGUGAACCCAAAGAUGAUCGAUUCUGAAUUAUGGCCAACUGGUAUCAAUAAUAUAGGCAAUACAUGUUACUUAAAUUCCUUAUUACAAUAUUAUUUUUCGAUCACUCUAUUUCGUGAAUUUAUAGAGAAUUAUCAAUCAAUAGAAUCUGACUUAUUGAAUAGUAAUGCCGAGAUGAGUAAAAGAAGAGUCGGCGGCCGUGAGAUUCAGAACAAUGAGAUUAACCGUUCAGUUCAGUUCAUUUAUCAAGUUCAAGAUUUAUUCAAAUUAAUGGUGCACACAAAAUCGAGGAAAGUGACACCCAGUAACCAAUUGGCAUAUUUAGCAUUUGCUCCAAAUAAUGCAGAGAUUAAAUUCAAACAUAAAUCGGAGCUGGAAUCCUCUGAAGAACAUCAACUAACUACUAGUCAUUCCAUCGCAUUAAGUAGUGCAACGUCCAUUAGUCAUUCGGAUAUUGAUACACAGGAUCAUGACAUUAGUUUAAACAGCACGUCUUAUUCCAAUAGACUUGUUGCAAUGGUGACUAGGGAUGAUUUGGAAACUACACUUGAAAUAGGUAACCAGCAGGAUGUCACAGAGUGUAUCAAUACUGUGUUGUAUCAGGUGGAGACUGGAUCCAUGCCUCUCUAUCUCGAUGCAGAUAACGAACAAAUGGAUUUAGUGAAAGAGCUAUUUUAUGGAGAAACCAUCCAGGAGAUUUGCCCUAUUAAGAAAUUUAUCAAGGGACAUGAAAAGCGAGAGUUAUAUUCUUCCCUUUUGGUCAAUAUUCUAGAUUCUCCAACUGAUUUAUAUGAAGUUUUAGACGAGUACUUCGCUGACGAGUACAUGUCAAUGGAAGAAUACGGGGAAGUUAAGAAAACCUUGUCGAUAACGAAACUUCCUACGAUUCUUAAUAUCCAAAUACAGAGAGUGUACUAUGACAAAGAGAAGCUGGUACCUUAUAAAUGCGGGACAGCCUUGCCUUUCAAGAACGAGAUAUUUUUAGACAGGUAUAUUAAGGGCAACAAGAAAGAAAAUGACGUCCUUGAGAAGGCCAGACUGGAAUUAAAACUGGCAAAAGUAAAGUACCGGGAGUUAGUCUCUGAGUAUAAUUCUGUGAACAAGAGCAUAAGUGACAGGAUCAUCACUACUUAUGACCGUAUUGAAGAGCUUAAUGCAGUAAUCGAAGAGGAGGUCACUAAGGAUGCCAAGAUCAGGUACAGCCUUUUUGCAGUAUUCAUCCACCGAGGCCAGGCUUCAUUUGGGCACUACUGGGUCUACAUCCGAGAUUUUGAGAACGGGAUCUGGAGGAAGUAUAACGACCACCAAGUAACGGGGGCACACGAAGACGAGAUAUUCAAGUGUGUCGAUGGCGACAUCUCGACGCCAUACUUUCUUGCAUACGUCGAUUCAUCCAAAAAGAGCAUCGUGAAGCCAUUGGUACGGGACGUCACAAGGGCCAAGUGA